Molecule: messenger RNA, 1340 nt
Organism: Owenia fusiformis
Lineage: Eukaryota; Metazoa; Annelida; Polychaeta; Sabellida; Oweniidae
Source: the annotation of a GenBank genome assembly
AAUGAAUUCGCAGUCAAAUGGGGUUUUAACUUUAGUCAGAAAAAAUCGAAAGUUUUGGUUAUUGGGAAGAAAACAGACAAGACAAAAGAAUGGUCAUUUGGAGACUUGAAACUGAGUGAAGUGCAUUCCUACAAAUAUUUAGGUUAUAUUUUCCACAAAAACCUUAGAGACAAUGACCACAUGAAUGAAACAGCCCUAAAAGCAAAAAAGCUUAAUGGCUAUAUCAAAUACACAUUAAAUAGACAUAUGAAUGUUAAACGAAUUGACUUUGGAAACCAACUUUAUAAAAGUAAACUCUUAUCCAGUGUCCUUCACUCAUGUGCUAUAUGGGCUUCGGACAAUAAAUCUUAUGAAACGCGCCUUAAGUCAAUGCAAUAUAAUGCAGGCCGCGCUAUAUUUGAUAUUAAAGGCACACCAGCAUACGAAGCCAUUGUGUCUGAUUUGGGUUGGACCCCCAUGAAAUAUACGGUUUUAAAAAGACAAGUUGAGUACUAUAUUUAUAUCAAAUCUAAAAAACCAACUUCACUUAAUGCAAGACUAUUAGCUAGCAUGGAGAAAAGGUUUGAAAUGGGCAAAGGGAACCACUGGAACUAUGUUAAACAUAUUGAUGCUACCCUCAAACUGAUGCAAUUAAGCGGUAUCUCUGAAACUGCCGAAAAUAUUUCGUACAGUUACCAUAAACAGAUACUAGAUCUCUCAAAAAAGUACAUAAAUGAUGGUAUUUUGGAAAAAAGUAGUCUCGACAAAUACCAUCAACUUAAUCUGAUCCCAAAAAAGGGAAGAGCAACAUACCUUUAUAAUGAUUAUGACUUCCAGUCGUCACGCAUAAAAUUUUUAGCACGCGCUGGUAAGUUUAAUCUAAACUCAGAGAAAUCCAAAUGGAAAAAUCUUAACCCACCCAUUUCACCCUACUGUGAAGAGUGCCCAGACAAAAUCGAAACCCUGGAGCACAGACUUUUUGAAUGCCCCUCUUAUGAAACUGCGAGAAACAAGUUUUAUUUGGAAAUGAAAAAUCAAGUCCCUAGUCCAGUUUUAGAAGUAUACCUUGAGUCAGAAACAAGCGAUAAAUUAAAAUGGAUAAUAGGCGAUGAGGCCAGGAUUUUAGGUGGACAUGAUAUUAGCGUCACGGUAGAUAGAUUAAAUAAAAUAUUACUGAAGAACAUCUUCUGAUUUUAUAUUUUUUAAUGCAUAAUGAAUGUUUUUAAAGUGAUUUUAGUUAAGUUUCUUUAAGCCAUGUAUACAAUGUUUUAACUUUUGAGUAUAGACGCACCCAUUGAGAGUGCCACUGUUACAAAUAGUGUAGUGUCUAAAUAAAUAAAUAAAAAAAAAAAAAAAAAUAG